GCUAACAUUAAUGCUCAAAUAUGUUUGUGAAUAUGCCUUUAUCUUUUUCAGCAUCGUGCUGGAAUGCGUCGAUGAUGACCUUUACCGCCAAUUUUCCCAGUUACGAAAUAUCCGAACAGAUCCCGUAUCUCUAUAUUCAGGUUCAUCUAUGACUUCACUUCAUCUCUCUGAUUGCUUUGACAAAUUUACUGCUUUGGAAAGGCUCGGAAUGCGAGAUUUAUGGUAUUGUCGGAAGUGCAAAGCUGAAAAAAGGGCAACUAAGAAAUUUGACCUCUGGAGCCUCCCCAAGGUCCUUGUUAUUCACUUGAAGCGAUUUCGUUCAAAUUUACGUUUCCAUGAUAAAAUUGACACCUUGGUCAAUUUUCCAAUCAAGUGA
Messenger RNA from Protopolystoma xenopodis, 376 nucleotides. Lineage: Eukaryota; Metazoa; Platyhelminthes; Monogenea; Polystomatidea; Polystomatidae. The record is from the annotation of a GenBank genome assembly.